Hydractinia symbiolongicarpus is the source of this 3699-nucleotide messenger RNA. RefSeq lists its product as uncharacterized. The coding region runs from base 219 to 2714 and encodes 831 amino acids. Gene Ontology annotation, biological process: transcription by RNA polymerase I. Lineage: Eukaryota; Metazoa; Cnidaria; Hydrozoa; Anthoathecata; Hydractiniidae. Gene Ontology annotation, cellular component: RNA polymerase I transcription regulator complex. The transcript has 9 exons. The record is from RefSeq and is a predicted model, not a curated record.
CCGUUGUAUUAUGUGUUUAUGUAUUCCACAUAUCAGUAACAUAUAAAAAUGUGUUACUUUUCUAAAAGAUUUUAAAAUUCGGACUUAUAAAUACCUUUUUCAUUUGCAAUUUAUAAUGAUAGUGAUCAGAGUCAAUUUGAUGAAAUGCCACUUGUUGUGUCCCUUCUCUUGUUCUUUCAGGUGAAAAACUAAAAAAAAAUUUCAGAAAACAUGAAUGUAUGCAUGAUUAUUUGUUAAAAAGUGUAUACCUUAAGAAUGACUGGAAGAUUUCCCAAAUUCAGGCAAUGGCCAGUAGCUCAAAGAAGCAAGCUAGUCAAAAGUACUUACGAAACACAAACAGCAGUAUAUUGAGUACAUCAAAAGACAGAUAUCAAAGAGAUAAAUAUUUUGAAUGUGACCCACAAAGAAAACGUUGUAGACACUUGAUUGGAUCCACAAGUCAAACUUUGCGGUCAGUUCGCGCAAGAAAAGUCAAGAAUGUUACGACUGAUACCUCCCCUAACGAAAAAAAUCACCUGUCAACCAACAGAGCGUUAACUGAAAAAAUCUGUCUGCAGGAUAGCUUAAAGUUAGAACUCUUAAGGGAUGAUGUUUGUGAUAAAAAGAAUUCAAAUUGGUUUGAACCAAAAGAAAAUUUCUCAACACCAGAAUGGAAAUGCUUAUCAGUGGCUACUGAACUAAAAACAAUUGAUGUAAAAAAGAAAGAAAAAAGAAUCUAUAAAAAAAGAACUACAGACAAAAAUAUGUAUAAAACAAAAAUACACAAAACUAAAGCACGAAAAUCAAAAAAAAUCCGAAGUGAAGGUGGGAACAGCAAACUAAGCAAGCAUCACAACAGAGAUAGCGAUUCUGUCAGUGUUGAAGUGACGAAAGAUGAGUUGUCUUGCAGUAAAAAUUUUAUAAACCAUGACUACCCCAAAAAACUGAAGGAACAGAGUGGUCAGAAAACAUAUUUUACAAACAUCAAAGAAAAUUUGCAAGGUAGUAAGUAUACACCUAUCCAUGUAGCAUCUCAACCAGCAACAAGUAAAAGACCUACCAACGCAGGUUCCGCUGUAGCAGCAUUUUACCAGCUUCCUCUAUUUCAGCAUGUAAGGGAAGAACUGUGUCCUUAUGCAUCAACAGAUGACUUUUGGGUUGGACGUUUCUUAUUCCCACAGCAUCGCUUUCUACUCAGUGAACUUUUAAAGAGAUGUCUUUUGAACCAGCAACAAGAAAGAGUAUCCUUAGCUAUUCUUGGACUUUGUUUCAAUGCUGGUCAGUUACCUGAAAUGGUUUGGAAGAUUGGUUGUUGGUUGCUCAAAUCCACCCCGCACGGCCAGCCAUUUCUCUCCAACUUUCAAAACUCUAUGAAAACAUUAUGUCACAACCAAUGCAGUCCAGAAAUAUAUCUUGACAUUGCUAAUGACUUGAUUACAAAAAAUCAAAAUUUAUAUGAAGCCUACCAAACCCUAACAGCUGUUGUCUCGAUAGAACCGUUUUCUAGUGAUGCAUACUUUAACUUAUUUUAUGGACAAUUAGAAUAUGCACUUUGGAAAAUCGAGACAAGUAAAAAGGAUUUGACAAUUGCUCGGAAAUGGGAUGACGAUAGUGAUAAUGAAGAUGCUGAAGAUGCAGCUGACCUACAAGACAACAACUUAUCCCGGUCUUCAUUUCAUGGUCAUCGAGCAUUGCAGUACCUACGUCACGUGGAAGAACGCAUGGGAUUGUGGGAUACUAUAUUGCCAAAGUAUUUGGAAUUAAUCGAACAUUAUGAUGGUGUUAUGAAGGCUGUUGAAGUUGCUGAAAAACAUCUCCAAAAUAAUCCUGAAAAUCCUAACUCUUAUAGAUUGGUGUAUUUGUUGUUGAAAGAAAGCAAAGCAGACGAAGAGUCAUUAACACGUGUUUUAAAGUCACUAUCUGUAAUCGAUUCAACCAAUGAACUCGUGAAAGAGCUUAUCAUAUACUACCAACGGACAGAAUCCUAUUCAUGUCUGUUUGACCUUCUCAUACAACGUUUGGAUCACGUGGCUUGCAUUGACAGUUAUUUUGACUGGUCCGUUCUUUAUAAUUUGAUAAGGACACAGAAACGAGAGAUUCUAACAAAAUUCGAAGAACUAAAAAGACUCCGUGUUCGAUGGAUUAAAGUUCACUUUCCUGUUCCGUUGAAUAUGACGAACCAAAGGUUAAGUGAGCAAACGUUGAAAAUUAAAAGCAAACUUGCAAUUGCACUGCAUGUAGAAUAUUUCGAAGAUUGCGUCACUGCGUGGUUGAACUCACGGACAUUAAAAUAUGCAUCGAGAGAUGCAUUAUCUUUUGAUAAGUGUAUCCAGUUAGGGUCAUGUGAGGAAUCGAGUUUAUGUUCUAAUUAUGACGAUCUCAACGUGUCAACACCUGAAUUGACGGACAUCAGCGACGUUGAUGACAUUGAGCAUGACGGCGAUCCUGAGAACUUUUCGUGUAAUAUGCCGACGUGCGCGAAGCUUACACUUAUUGAAACUGUUAAUGACAAUAAUGUCAGUCAUUUGACAACUGAGGUAUCGUCGUCAUCUGAGUCGUGCUCCAGUGACCACUCAACGUCGACAACAUUUUUAUCCGACUUUGAACCUGCCAAAGCGAGAACGAGAUUAGGAAAACACGUACGGUCGAAGAAGACGCAAAAAAAAGUCAAUACGAAUUAUGAUACAGUGAGUCUGCCAUCUUCUUCAUCAAAUAGUGAUAGCGAGGUAUCGUAGGCAAGUCCAGAGAGCGUAUUGUAGAGUAUAUAUAAUAUUCCAAUGUUUACUGCCAUUUCCUCACCGCUCAAUGUCGUCUCUAUUUUUCCAAAAACAAUACCUGUGGUUUUGUUCAUGUCGUCGUGGUGAUGAGAGCUUCAUCGUAAACAAAUAUGGCGAAUUAAAUGGAAAGAUAAGGAAAGUUUGUUUGCUAGAUAUAUUUUCGCUGCAGUGUCAUUAUGCUAAUGACUGAAAAGGGAAUAUUAAAAGUAGCUUGCUACAUUUUUCUUGCUACAUAAAUAGUUAGAUCUGUAAUAUAUUUUGUUUUUAUUAUUUUUAUAGGUAUUGUUUAUUUUUUCCUGUCAUGUUUAGGGAGGAUUCAAAGUCUCAUUGAAAACGAUUUACGGUUUAUUGUAUGUCCAAGCCUACAUCGAUUUGAUCUCUCUUUGUUUUCAUUUUUUAUUUAAUUUUGUGUAUUAAUCUAAAGAUGGUUUUAUCUGAAGAUGGUUUUAUCACUACGUAAUUGCUAAAUUUAGUGUCUCUCCCGCGUGGGUUCUCCUGCGUGGGCGCCCAUGGCUUAAGAAUAGGGCGCUUAUUUUAUCAUUAGGUAGUUGUAAACACAGCUUUUUUUUGUACAAGCAUCUACGCUUUUAACUUUUUAUGUGAAAACAUUUAUAAUUGUCUUCCCUAACUCGUCGUGAAGAACGCCGAUAUUUUUUUUCUUGCUAACUUCCCUUUUAAACAUCUGUUGCCUCCUUUCCCCUCUGUGCGUCAUCACAAUUAUUUUUCUGGUUUGAUGACAUAAUAAAGUGUUUAAAUUUGAUGCUUAUUAUCCGUGUUGUUCGAAUAAGCUUCCCUCUCAGAUAAGCGACAUUAAAAGAGAUGCCCAGCGGAGCGUGUACUGUAUCUAUUCAUUGUUAUCUUUAUUAUUAUUUAUUUAUCAUUACAACAUUAUUUAGUUUUGUAAGAUUGUGCUCACGAAAUAAUAUCAGCCCCUCUCUCACGA